This is a messenger RNA of Cuculus canorus (common cuckoo), 10775 nucleotides long. It is a transcript of the gene PPARGC1B, whose product is annotated as PPARG coactivator 1 beta. NCBI's taxonomy places the organism in Eukaryota, Metazoa, Chordata, Aves, Cuculiformes, Cuculidae. Gene Ontology annotation, biological process: positive regulation of transcription by RNA polymerase II. Gene Ontology annotation, cellular component: nucleus. The coding region runs from base 58 to 3141 and encodes 1027 amino acids. The record is from RefSeq and is a predicted model, not a curated record. Gene Ontology annotation, molecular function: RNA binding; transcription factor binding. The transcript has 14 exons.
UCCCCGCCGCGGCUGCUGCAUGCUCGGUGCAGCCUCAGCCCCAGCCGGAGGUGGAAGAUGGCGGAGCCGGAUUGCAGCUCUUUGCUCGAUGAGGAUCUUUCCUCCUUCGUCUUCAGUUACCUCGCUGACAGCCAGUACGAGGUGUCUGGUGAGGAGCACCUCUACUCCGACUUCCCUGAGAUUGAUUUGUCCCAGCUGGAUACCAGCGACUUUGACUCAGCCGGCUACUUCAGCGAGCUGCAGUGGUGCGGGGAGCACUCAGAGACCGACUCCAGCCAGUACAGCACCGAUGACUCCGAGCUCUUCCAGAUAAUAGACAGCGAGAAUGAAGCUCUACUGGCAGCCCUCACCGAGACAUUGGAUGAUAUACAGGGAGAUGACAUGGGCCUGGCUGCCUUCCGAACUAUGGAAGAGGGGGACACACUCAACCAUGCCUACACCUCGCCUGCCCCCUCCCCCAAACCCACCGCCCCGGUCACGGGGGGGCCGCCCCCGGUCCCCGAGUUUGAUGAGCUGUCUCUACUGAAGAAGUUGCUCCUCUCUCCGUCACACGUGCCUCCGAGCUGUGAGGCUCAGCGGGAUGGGAGUGCCCGGCGCCUGGGGACCCCUAAGUCCCGACCCACACGGCCCUGCACAAAGGUGGAGGGUCCCCGGGACAGGAGGGCAAGUGUCCCGCAGGCGCAGGGCCGCAGCUGCACUGAGCUGCACCGGCACCUCACCUCUUCCCUCCCUUGCCCCCAGACCAAAGCCCCUCAGGCACCUGAGGAGUGCCCCAGCGGCCACCACCAUCUGCCCCCAGGCAACUGCACCCAUCAUGAGGACGACAGCGACUCCAGCGAGGACUCACUGAGCUCUGGCGACUCGGUGACCCCAAUCUCCUCGGCAGAGGAUGGCUCCAGCAGACAAUUCUCCUGUGGGGGGGAGAUGCACUCAGUGGUGGAGCUCAUCCGCUACAUGCAUACCUACUGCCUGCCACCACGGAAGCUGCCCGCCCGCGACGCUGCUGAUGCCAAGCCCCAGCUCUGCAGCAGCCCCCUCAAGAGAGCCAAACCGGACUGUCCCAUGCAACCAGGCCCCCCUGGCAGCAGCCAGAGCCGGCCAGGCUGCACUUGGCAGGGGGCUGGGGGCUGCAAGAAGCCAGGAGCUUCCUUCUCCAUCCUGAAGGAGCUGCUGGCACGGGACCUGCUGUGCGAUGUGAGCAAGCCAUACCGCCUGGGCAAGCCUGUGUAUGCCGCCCUGGCCCGGCCACCUGGCUCCUGCUCCCCUGUGCUACCAGCCCACGAUGGGGAGGAUGCUGGCGGGACCUGCACAUCCAGAACCAAAAUGGCACCAGAGAAAGGUGAGCUGCGGCAGAGCCCUCGGGCCGAGGCAGAGGCACCACGGGAGCCAGGUGACCUUGAGGACGAUGCUGGGAAGCGUGCGGGUGCCCUGGGUGCGGCCACGGGGAAGGUCACUCGCAAGCAGGAAAGCACCAUUUAUGCCGUCCGACGGUCCAAGAGACUCAACCCUGAGCUUGGCCACUGGCUCUCCUUCCUUGACGAGCCACCCCCUGAGCCCUCCAUCACCCGGGAGACAGGGGAUGGCCAUGGCCCCCGAGAUGCCCUGGCCUGCAGAGAGCCCGCACCGUGUCCAGCGCUGGAAGGCUUCUCUGCCGAAGAGCCUGCAGCUGAAGUGGAGGUCGGGGGCACAGAGGAGGGAGACGGCGGGGGCACAGCACCACCAGUGGAGCCCCAGCCUCUCUCCGUGGGCUCUCUGGGGGACAGCGAGGUGGGCGAUGGGGCUGAGAACCGGCACUGUGCCCUCCUGGAGCAAGCAGAAACACCCAGGUGUCUCACGCUGUCCUUGGCACAAACUGACUCAACCUUUGGGAAGAGGAACUUUGAGCCGAUGCUGACCGUGGAGCUGUGUGGGACAGCAGGUCUCACACCGCCCACCACUCCACCAUACAAGCCCGCCGAGGAGGACCUGUACAAGCCAGACAUCCCCCAGGAGCCAGGGAAGGAGGACAGGACAGCCCCCAGCCCUGGGGGCGCAGGGGAUGCAGGGGAUGCGGCAGCCUCCCGGAAGGCCCCCAGGAAGCAUCCUGAGAGGACAGAGCUCUUCGCCCACCUGAGCCGAGCAGCUGGGCGCCCUGCGCUCCUCGAACAGCAGGGCAUGCUCAAGCGGCCCUUCUCCCGCUCCUUCGGGGACCACGACUACUGCCAGGUGCUGAAGCCCGAGGCUGCCCUGCAGAGGAAGGUGCUCAAGUCGUGGGAGCCCCUGGGCCAGGUGGAGAUGGAGCACAAGAGGAGGGUCCCAGCUGCCCACUACCAGGGGCUGGACCUCAGCGGCAAGGAGGCAGGCAGCGACAUGCUGUGGAAGGACGGUGUCAAACAGCUGAGAGACCAGGAGAUCAGAGCCAGCUUAACAAAGCACUUUGGCUUUCUGGACAGUGCUCUCGAUGACGAGGACAUGGUCUUCUGCAAGACCCCUGAGUAUGACACUGUCUUUGAAGACAGCUGCAGUGAGAGCGGCUCCCUUGUGGAGGAGGAGGAAGAGGAGGAGGAGGAGCACGGUGACACCAAGCUGUGUCUGCAAAGAAACCCCCUUUCCAGGACCAGUUUGCAUUACUCUUCCCGGAGCAGAUCCAGCUCGGGGUCUUCGUGCUGCCGGUCCCGAUCGCCCACAAGCAGACGCACCUUCAGGUGUGAGAAUGGCGAGCAGUGUCAGGGCGGGAGCGGGCACCGAGGCCAGCUGGAGAAGAGACGGGAAAAGGCCAUCGGAGAAGGCCGGGUGGUGUAUGUUCGAAACCUCUCCAGCAGCAUGAGCUCCAGCGAACUGAAGAAACGCUUUGAAGUGUUUGGUGAAAUCGUGGAGUGUCAAGUCCUGUCCAGGACCAACAGGGGGGAUAAAUAUGGCUUCAUCACCUACCGGUAUUCAGAGCAUGCCGCCUUAUCUCUGAAGAACGGCACCUCACUAAGGAAGAGGAAUGAGCCUUCGUUUCAGCUCAGCUCUGGUGGCCUUGGGCAUUUCUUCUGGACCAGAUACGCUGACUUGGAUUGCAGUGCAGAGGAGUCCUCCCCAGCUCCAGUGAAAAGCAAGUAUGAGACCAUGGAUUUCGACAGCUUGCUGCAGGAGGCCCAGCUAAGCCUGCAUCGGUAACAGCCUUAACCUUGGAGGAAUACCUCAAUACCUCAGUCAAGGCACUUCCAAUAUGUUUACGUUUUCAAAGAAAUUAUUCAGUCUAUGGAAAGCGAGAGAGAGCGAGAGCACGCACGCACGAGAGAGAGAGAGAGACUGCUGUCCCUUCUGAUCGAUGUUUACAUUGAACAAAGCUGCUUCUGUCUGUGAGUCCCCAUGGUGUUGACGUCUCACUGCCACACAUUAGUCCCCCUGCUUCUGACUGGUUGUUUUAGGGUGAGCCUAGGAGCCCCCCCGGCCCCUCUCCCCCUUCCCGUCCCCACUUGGUGCUCCUACCGUGGAGUUGCAGCUGUGUUCACCAUAACAUUUUUUUGUCUGUAGUGUGUGAUGAUGAAAUUGUUAAUUGUGAAUAGAAUCAGGAUUAUAAACUAAUUUUUAAUAGAAGAAGAGAAAAAAAAAGUAUAUACUUAAAAAAAUGUAUUUAUGGCUCAGAUGUACUGUAAUUCAGAUUUAUUGUACCGCUUCCUUGAUUUUUAACUAUGCACUGUAAUGAGGCAUUUGCCACUCAGCAAAUGAGGGAUCAGAGCAGAGUCACAGAGCCAGCGUUCACCUGUCGGCCACAGAGGCACUCACCUCCCCUACUGGCAAACUGGGGUGCUCAGUGGACACGUUGGGGUCACCGACUUUGCUGUCAAAGCCAUUCUUCUUGCUUGCAUGGCCCGAGCUCCCUGAGCCCCCCAGCCCAGCUGGGUCACGGCGCCCAAAUACUGAGCUCAGUCCUGGCACAUGAUGGAGCUGGCAGGCAGUGGGGCAUACCAGCCCUGGACUGUUCUUGCCAUGGGGCCAGAAAGCUUUGCAGGCAUGAAGGAUAGAAGGAUGCACUGCCAGGAGGCUGCGGGACUGAUGCCUCAGCUCUCCACUGCCUUUGGAGCCAGGAGAGAGAGGCCUAGGGGCUGGAGGUAGCCUGGUUUGAUUCGGUGGGUCGUGCCAACACAUCCUGGCGUACGGGUGCCUCUGGGUCCGUGUGAGGGAGCUGGCUUCUCUCCAGCUCCUUGGGUGGCUGGGAGACCAGCCGGGCUGUGCGGCUUUGCUCCUUGCUCAUUUCCACACCCUGCAAAGCAAGCGGGGCGAGAAGACCUGUCUGUGAUCCAUGCCCGGCAGCCAGCCCAAAAUCCAGAGGGACAGGGAAGCGGGAGGGGGCACGGCAGCUGUGCUGAACACCCACCUCACCCAGUGCCCUGCCUGCACUCUGCCCAGUACCUGAUAAGCCAUACACUUCCCCAGCACUCAGUUGGCAGCCAGGACCUGUCCCCUACACCUGCCAGCACCCUGUGACAUGCUCACCCUCUCUGCUUCUGGCUGGAGGCUCUCAGGGCUGCCUGGAAGUGCUGGAUUGAAGACAUGCUCAAGCAGCAUGUCCCGCAAAAUUCAUUUGCAAACUUGCCUUCCAUCUUCAGGCAAAGUGGGAGGGAAAGAGAGCUCACCACUGGCUGGAGAAAACCCCACCAUGUGCCGGCCAGAGGCACUGUUUUCCUAACAGAGCAGGAAUCUCGCUGCUCCUCAAACCAUCACCAUCGUCUCCAUUUGUUUUUCAGACCCAGAGACCACUAGGGAUUCAGCCAUCCUAUGUAGAUAGAAUAUUAUAGCCUUAACUCUGCCAAUAGAUAGAUUAGAGUCUCCUGGAGUCUCCCCUUGACAUGACUUAGGUGUUUUAUUCUCAUUUCCCUGGUGUGGGUACUAUUUCGUCUUGCAGGGAUUAUGACCAAAGCCUCCAAAACUGCAUGAGAUGCGAUGCUGAGAGCCCAAGUGCUGCCAGGGUGACCCUGUCUGCAGCUGGUCUCUGGCAGGAGCAGGAACGCUGGCAGCGCCGAUACCAGCACAGUUACCUGGUUGUUUCUCCUUGCUUUCGGGGAAGCCGUGGUUCUGACGACAACCAGCCCAGUGGUGCGAGGGCCCCCAGGACACUGCGGGGUUCAAACUGUGGAUCCCUAAUCUGCCAUCGCUGACGAUCACUGUCGGGGAACAGUCCUUGUGCCAUUUCACUCUCGGCAGCAAGGUUCGGUGUCUCUCCUGCCACAAGUUCCACCCGACUUCUCAUCCCACUUUUGCUAACACAAGUAGCUCUGGCCGAGGCUGAGCAUCUGCUAUUGGCAAUUGCCUCAUUGUAGCUUUGCCUUUUUCUGUCCUAGUAUUUCCUCACAACGAUGAUGUUUACAUGUGAUUGCUAUAGAGCUUAUGUAGAAUGUAUAUAGCGACACAUUUAGGGUGGGUAGUACUGUCCUGUGCUGUGCUGAUGUUUUUCAGAAAACGAUCAAUCCAAAAAAAAAAAAAAAACAACAAAAAAAAAAAGCGCAAAGUAAGAAGUGGAAUUCUUCCACCUCCCACUCAGCCGGGGGCACCGAGCCCCUGUGGCCGGGUCCUGCUGGGGAUGCAUCAAGCAUGGCAGAGGGGAAGGGUUGGUGCGGAGCUGGGGGACUGCAGAGCAGGGGAGCCCGCUCCUGGGGGGGUCACUCGGUCGCUUCCCAAGCGUUGGUUUCGUGUACCCAGAUAUAAAAUUUCCCAUUGUUUUCCUGUGGCUCGGUGCCCCAGGUCAGCCCGCAGCCCUUGCCGUGCCCAGUUCUGAAUAUCACAAGGAGGCCAGUGCUUGGGAAAGGGAGGGCUCGUCCUGCACAGAGCUGAUCAGUACAGCACCCGUAGGGUAGGAGGAGAUGCAAUAAGUGGUCUUCAUGGUGCCUGAAGCCUAUAAGUGAGGGUGGGGUGGGUUGUUUUUUUUGGUUAGGGUUUCUGGGGUUUGUUUUCCCCCAUUAAAUUGGGAUGGUUUGGUUUCCUUCCUCCCCCAAGAAAGUUCUCCAGGGCUUCCGCACUGUGUGCAGAGGUGUGGAAGGCGCAGAGGCACAGCUGUGGCUUGGGCAGCCCUCUGCUGCUGCCCGUGCCUGCCAGCCCGUGGCUGCAGCAGGGAAAACCUUAGGGGCACACGCUGCCAGUGCCCGGGCUGUGUGCUGCCUGUCCCAGGGGCUUCCCCAAAAUGUUAGGACUGGGUGAGAGCAGAGGGUGUUCAGCUCAAGAAGCAGAGGUGUGAAAGCCUGCUGGGGGUUAGAAUCCCUCACACAGGGUUUGUGGUGAAAAAUAGGUUUCCACUUGUUUUGUUUUUUUUUUUUUUUAUUUAAAACUAUAUGUGUCUUUAGCUUGCAGUGCUCAAAUCUGCAAAGGGGUGGGAAGCAGGGCUCAGGGCGAAGAGGCAGCUGAGAGCUCCCUCCCUUAGCACACCAUGACUCUGUUUUGGAUGCUAAGGGGAAAAGGGGACAGCAGCAAAGCAAUGCCUGCGCACUGCGCAGUGAGAGGCAGCCUGGCAGCACCCAGCCCUUCGCAGGAGCUGCUGGGGAUGGGGAGCAGGAAUUACCCCUACCCAGCCCGUGGCAUUGCAGAGGGUGCCCUGGCAUGGGUGCAGCUUGGAACUGGGCACCCCGAAAAGGGAACCCUUGCACCCCAGCCAGGGCUGCGGGGCAGGCAGGAGUGCUACUUCAAAGAGAAACCGGGAGCAAAAGGGUGUCUUACGGUAGGCAAUACGUAAGGAGGAGAUUUAUUUUUUUAAAAAUAUAUAACUAUAAAAUGUCCCCCGGUAGUUUUCUGCAGGUACUGUGGGUAUAUGCUGAAUGUGAAGAGUUUUGUGAUAAAAUGCCCCUUUGCUUUUUUUGCACAGAUUUGCCCCAGGAAAGCUCAUUGUUCAGGGUUGGUUACUGGGUUUCUGCCUGGAAUCCAGUGAGUCUCUAGGGCUCCGCGGGAAGGAGCAAAUGUUUCUGAGUGUCUGGGCUGAAUGCAGAGGACAAUCCCAAGUUUUAGGUUCGAUGCUGCCCCAAAGAAAAGAUUCAUCUCGACUCCUACUCAGCGCAGCUGCCUGGGCUGCACAUCUUCUAUAACAAAUCAGCAGCUCAGUCACCACUUUACAGUCCCGAGUGUCUGAUUUCAGCACUGGUCCAUACAAAGGAGCAUUGCAGUUGCAAACCAGCACUUAUUUUAUUUAUUUUUUCUGGUUUUCUUUUUUUUUUUCCUUUUUUUUUUUUUUUUGGGAGGUAUGCUGAACACUGAGAUACAUCACUGUUCAUAGCUGAGCCCUGACACCCUUUCUGUUCUAAGCGUCGUAGUCCACCCCUGACAAUCUCAAGCAAUACAGAGCCAAACGCAGCCUUUGGGUUUCAUUCCUCUCCCGCACCCACCCUGGGGUCAGGGGUGGUGGCAGCAGCCUGGCCGCGGUGCCCAUGGCCGCAGCGCCGAGAGCCACGCUGCGAUAAAUACUGAGCUGGGGAGGGAGUGUGUGUAUGCAUGUGAAAAAGAGAGAGAAAGAUUAAAUUGAUGCAUUUCUUGAGAAAGGUGUAAGAAUUUCACCUAAAAAGGGGCACAUCUGCUUUGUUAUUUAUAAAAAAAACCCCUAAAUUCUGUCUUUUUCUUCUUUUUUUAAGUAAAAGGAGACUGCUAAUUAUCAUUAGGGGCCAAUUCUGCCUCCCUUCCUCAUGCUGAGUAAGUACUACUUAACUCUGCACUUUUCUGCUUGCAGAGUAAGUAAAAGCAGCAGAAUUGAUCCCUCUGUGAUUAAGAAUCAAAUUUUUAGUCUGUUUUUUUUUUAGUUGGUAGCGGUUUUUUAUAUUUCACUUAAUUUUUUUCCCCAGUUCCGUUCCGUUGUGUCCUUAUUUAUGUAAUAUACUUUAACCUUAAAAGAUGGCAUGGGUUCUUAUGCCUUUCUUUUAUUAUUAUUGUUAUUAUUUUUAAAAAAAGAGAUUUAUUUCUAGUGUGAUUUAACUGUCUACCUUCUAAAACGAGAGAACGUUUUCUUGUAUUUUUACAUUGUCAGAUUCUAUAGUUUCAUAGAUAAUUUAACCAAAUCGCUCAAUGUAUUAUCUAUAUCUAUCCGGUGGGUAUAAAAGUUCUAUUUUAAAUUAUGUAAAUACUUCAGAACUGGCUUCUUUUUCCAGACUCCCCUGCCGCGGAGUUACUUGUUUACAUCAAAAAGACUGUAGAAUCUCUACGCUCAUGUACUGUAAAUAGUGAAGUGAUCUGCCUAUAAAUAAACGAUAACAUAUAUACUAUAAAGUGUUAAAAAAAAAGAAGGAAUAAGUCUGUGCAGCUAAUACUUUAGUUUAUUCGUGCAAGCCUGCCCUGGGAGGCGUUUUGUUUUGCAGAAGGUGCUCUCCUGCAUCCGCCUGGCUUUCAGUGGGACGGUUGGGUAUGGCUGGGGUCAGGGGUUUGGCAGAGCCCCCCAGCUCACUUGCCCCACCGCAGCACCACAGCCAGGGAUGUGGCUUCUGCAGGGGAAUAGCUCUGUAUGUGGCGUCUUCCAGUUUAACUCCUGGUGGGCUCCAUAUUCUGGACUUUGGGAGCACUGCUGCUGCCGCGAGACACGUCAUGGAAGAAACACCCCCCAGACUGUGGAGUUUAAGAAUUAAGUAGGGCACACACCUCAAAUUAAGUGGGGCACACACCUUGACUGCAAAUUUUCUUGAGUGGGAGAAAGAGCACAAAGGGCUGGAUUGCAAGAAAAAGUGUGGAAAAGAUUCCAGAUGGUGAUGCAGCAACCAUAUGGCUCAGGAUGGCACCUGGAUAGUCCCCUCGGUACCAGGAGAUCCGUCCCCUGGGAGCCAGCCUGCUCUCCCAGCAAGACAGCCGUGGUGGCCGAACUGCUGUUUCCCAGUGCAGGAUGUCCUGGUCGAUACGGAAGCCCAGGCUGCAGAACGGACAGGAUGGAAAGCCCAGACAGUUGACAGCAGCGUGGGCUCAAGUCCUCCACAGCACCCAGCGUGUAGGAGCCCAGCGCCAGCCAUCGCCCCUGCAAGGGCUCGCCAGGUCAGAGGUGUCGCACUGAAUGUAUCCAGAGCAGGGUGCGGUGAUGCUGCCGGUUGGGAUGACCUCAGUGGGCCAAAAGGAGAAGGUCUGCAAGGUGCUGAGCUGUCCCAGCCAUGCUUUCUUUGGCUGAUGUGCACUGACAGCCAGCAGGAGCCCCGUGCCAGUCCUCCUGCCUAGCCACAGAGCCAGAACCAGCCUUCCACCCCAAACCCAGCCACUCAUCCCUACAGCUGCUUCACCCCGAGUGGAGAACUGACAGGAAACCCUGCUGCUUUCUAUAGAAAACUGGCUUCAGGGCCACCAAACAAGAAUAUUUUUCUAAGAUAUAUUGUGGCACAGCGACAGCACCAGUGCCAGGACACAUUAAAAGAUGAAAUUGCAAGGAGGACAUGUGGGGAUGCAGCUGGGGCAGCUGGUGUUGGGGCAGCUGGAAUGGGUGCAAGGAGGAGGAGAGGCUAGGGAGUGGGUCAGCAGGGCUCCAGGAUGGACUGGGCUCCCAGGACAGAGCAGGGGCACAGGAAGGAGGAAUCCACAGGGGGGGACAGACCCACAGCUGAGGCUUGUCCUUCCAGCCUGACCCACACCACUCAAAGCUGCAUUCCCAGGCAACCUCCUGGAAAAUAAAGUACUAAUGCUGUUCAACACGUAUCCUGGAAGCAGAUCUAGAGAUGGAAAGGAGCAGUUGGUGAAUCUCGACACCAGUUCAGCAGCUUUGUUAUUCAUUUUGGUAUAACUUUGUGAUAAAACAGCUUCUUUUCACACAGCUGCUUUUGUUUACAUGGCUACUCUUCAGCUGCCAGAGGGAAGGGAAGCAGCAUUAUCUCCUGCCCUAGGCCCAGUAUGCCUUGUGGGAGGGGAAAAUAAGUCAAUAAGGUGUUCUGUGAGUAGGGCCAGCUUUUGUUGUUGACCCGGGUUGAUUGGCACCUGGCAGGCAGCGUGGGAAGCAGCAGGGUGGGCAGUGCAGAAGGCAGGCAGCAGGCACAGCAGGGGCUGCAGGUUGCCCGGCUCGGCUGGCUGAGACCAUGGUGGCUGCAGGCUCCAUUGGCUUGAUGGGAUCAGGCAAGAGGGUUGUGUUGAAAGAGUAAAGGGUCUGAUGUGUGCUAAGAAAAGCCCUUCCAUCAGUUUGGUUUCUUUGCCUCCAACCAGCUCAGGGACCUCUCUACAUCGGGUCCUGCUGUACCUCUCUCUCUCUCUUUCUCUUCAGUGCAGAGCUUUCUUCAGGUGCUGCUGGUUUGGGGUCUCACAAUCUCUGUUCCCUCUUUCUCUCCCCCCUCAGUCCUUGGCUGGAUGUAUUUUAAUUUUUCAUGCACUGUUUCUGCCUCCAAAUACCUUUUCAAAUGCAGACUGGAACCCUCCAUAUUUCUCAGCAAACCUCCUGCAGCUUGACAUCCUUGACAUCCACAAAGACCCCUCCUUGCUCCUGCAAUCGUGCUUUUAAUCACUGUGAGCAAGGAGCUGCCCAGGUAGAGCCUGAGCACCCAAGGAAGAGCAGAGCGCUGGAAAGAGCCGAGCAGCUCAGGUUUACUGGGAGAUGCCCUCUGGUCAACAGCCUGGGAAGCAGAGAGAAGGCACCUCCUCACCACCUUAAUAACAGCAAUGAUUUUAGAGGAAAACUGUCAGCACUGCUAGGUGAUUUGCAGGCAGCACGCAUGGCAGCAAGGCUGCAGAAGUGGAGCAGCGACUUGUCUCAGCUGUUGUCUGCAAGUGGGGCACACUCCCAGUGGAGGGCUGGACUUGUGGGACACCCAACUGGCUGAAGAGCUGCAAGGGCAACUUGCCUUUUUCUCACUGCUUUCUUCUCUGCACUCAAAUCAUGGGGG